AUGGUGGCUAAAUGGGCGGCCGUCUGGCCCCUCACUAUCUGCAUCAACAGCCUGUACGGAGCGGCUCUCCCCAGGGUCGCCACAAGUGGGGGCAAUUUGCUGGAGAUCGCCCUGUUUCGGUUCUUGGUCCAUCCGGUCGUCUGGGGCGGGGUGACCACAUACUACAGGCACAUCUCAAGAAGCACCGGCCCGACCCGGGACUUGUCCCACGCCGCCCUCCUCCUCUACCCGCACCUCCUGGACUCCCUCUACGGUUGGUUUCUCAUCUUCCAGCUGGGCGACGCCCUGGGGUCGGCGCACGGCCUGGUAGUCCUUGUGGCCGCCUCGCGGCUCCUUGCCGGCAUUAGCCAUCGAUGUCCGGACGACUGGCUGCUCAAGCUGGUGGCCUCCAGGAAGGUCGCGGAGGCCUUGCUGGCUAGGGAGGAGGAGACGCAGCUUUCACUUGCUGAUGCGCUGGCGUCGGCGUCGGCGGCCUACGUCGGCAUCAUCGUGGCAGCUUCCAUUGGGACCUUCGCCAACGUACAGACCUCCCUCGGCCAGACACACACCUGGGUCACUGCCCUCAUAGCCCUGGCAGCCGCAGCCGCUGAGGCCGCGCUCAAGCUGUCCGCGGACGCCUGCAUCCACCGCAAGGGGCCAGGAGCCGCCUGGCGGGGCCACUGGGUGAAGCCGCUGUUCAAGUGCAUGAUGCCCGUUACCACUUUCGCGGUUGCGGACGUGACGCUGAGGCUGAUGGCGAGCUUCUGCGUGCGGUGGUCGGCGGACAGGGGAGCCACGGUGGCGCUGGAGCUGUGCCCGCUGCCGAGCCUGUUUUCUCAGUGA
This is a messenger RNA of Ostreobium quekettii, 822 nucleotides long. The record is from the annotation of a GenBank genome assembly. NCBI's taxonomy places the organism in Eukaryota, Viridiplantae, Chlorophyta, Ulvophyceae, Bryopsidales, Ostreobiaceae.